UUACCAAUCGCCUGCAACCGAAGCCCAACCAAACGACCCCCAACGAGAAAAGAUAGAGAGAGAGAGAGAGACGACACAAAAACAAAAACAAAACCCAACAACAAACAGCCGUCAAGCGAAACGUCAAAGGAGAGGUGGCGCACGCGUGUGCGAGCGAGAGCGCGCAGCCGUUGCAAUUCUCCGCGCUAACUGAGAGAACGUGCGAGUUUGUUUUUUCGAUGCCUCCUCCGACAAGCAGCUGAGUUUUUUCGGUUGGUUGUUUUUAUUUGCUCAAGUCUCGUAGGAGCAAUAAAGUAAAAAAAAAACAAACAAACAUACACAAACUUCCCAAGGCGUUGCAGUAGGGGGUCCGAUAUGAGCGUGAACUAAGCUGUAUUACAGCAUCGAUACGCUCUCUACGCUCACACACGCAAAUGCACUUAUGAACGCACACCGCACCUUUCGCAGUCACGGUGCAUUGUAGCGAAUUCCAGCCUUGUGGUGCUUGAAGCAAAGCAAAAAAACAACGUGUGACGACACGGCGAGUGGCUCUUCGGCGCAAGGCAACAGAUAAAUGCAACCGAACGAGCCCAGCAGCGGGUUUGUUGUUGUUUUCUGCGCGAUUUAAGCAGCGUGAAGGACGCACGAAGGUGUCGGUUAAAAUUGCCACCACCAGCGCGAAACGUGCCGUGAAAACUCCACCUCGACUUUCCCAUGGGCAGUGGGUGGGCAGAGAAUCGAGGCAAAAAAAUUAAAGUGCAUCAUAACGCUGAAGCAAAAACGGACAAGCAGGAGCGAAACACCUGCGGAAGUAAGUAGCUGGCCGGGACACCAUUGACACGACCACCGAUAAAAGCAACACGUUGGUUCGAGCUUCGUUGGCCCAGAUUGUCGGUGCGCAACAGAUCGUGCGAGCACGCGCGAGAAAGAGAGAGAGAGAGAACAAACAAGAAAGUAAUUAAAAAGGAAAACGCAUCGCAACCAACCAAACCAGUGCAGCAGCAGUAGAAGAAGGAACCGCUGAGCGGAAGAAGCGCAGGAAGAAGACCACGCGGCUGCAAAAUAGAACGUGGGCCCCCACCCCCGUGAGACACCUCUUCGUUCCGUGUCCCGGGUUGCAGGUGCAUGUGUACGCUCAUCUUGUGAUAUUAGAUCAUUCGCACAAUUCCGUGACACGCAAGCCCGCCACCACCAACGCACCGGCCGUUGGAAAACGAAAACACGCGGCGGUUUGGUGUUCUGCAAAAUAAAAGAGUACAAAACGCCACCUCCCAACAGCGGCGAACAACCAACUAAGAGGCUCGUGAAUAAAUAGUAGAGAAGUAUAAGACGGCGGCAAACCACUGCUGGUUAGUAGGAGUAGCAGUAGCAGUAGUAGUAGCAGGCUGUGACGGCGGUUGCUCGUGUCCUUCGUCGACUUGUCUGUUGUGUAGUGUUUGCAGCGAGAGGUGUUCGGCUAGCUAGUGAGGCGGGAAAAUGGAUAUCACGCAACAGCAACCGCCGCAGUCGGUAGAUCUCGCCGCGAAGGAUGCCAAGAAGCAGAGAGGAGGAGGACAGCAACAGGACACAGUGGAUUCGUCGAGGAACAACGCCGAAGACGGCCAGAAGAAGGGUGGUGUCUGGAGUCGGUACGUGCUGCACAGCAAGAUUGACCAGGGCACUUUCAGCACGGUUUCGCUGGCAUCAUUAUCCAGGGAUCAGUCGUUGCCACUCGACAAGCGGCGCCUGUUCGCUAUCAAAAACAUCACGCCAACGAGCCACCCGUUGCGGGUUGAGCGCGAAAUUCGCUGCAUGGAGGUGAUGGGCGGCAAGUGCAACGUGGUCGGCAUCGUGGAGGGCUUCAUGGACCAGGGUUCGGCGAAGCUCGUCAUGAACUACUUCCCGCACAAGCCGUUCCAUCAGUUCUACGCCACGCUGACUCCUGGCGAGGUGCAGCACUACUUGCGCGAGCUGCUGGUCGCGCUGAGGCACGUGCAUCGGCAUGGCGUCAUCCACCGGGACAUAAAGCCGAGCAACUUCCUGUACAACCGGGAGAACGGCGGUACCUGUAUGCUAGUGGACUUUGGACUCGCACAGGAAACCGGUACCGGUGAGCUGUCGCUGCAGAUAGGCUGUCCGGGAAAAGCCUUCCAGCGCCAGGGUGGAGACCCAACGAAAAGCUGCCGUCGGCAGGAGGAACUCUCGAAUAGCAGACCAAAAGAUCUCGUGAAGUCGCCCGGCGCCGGUGUUGGCAGCGUGCUGAGGCAUCGCCGCUCGACGACACAGUCCUAUCGGUCACCAUACUCGAAAGAUCUCAUUAAAACGGGUGCCAACGACACCGCCUUAGACAAUCAGCGCAUCCCUGCUUCGCAAUGUGUCUGCUAUGGGCACGCGAAGGUGUGCACUCAGUGCCUGGUGAAGCGCGAAAUCAUUGCACCACGUGCCGGUACACCCGGCUAUCGGCCACCGGAGGUGCUGUUGAAGUACCCGGACCAGACGACGGCCGUCGACAUCUGGGCCGUCGGUAUCAUCUUCUGUAGCAUGCUCGCUAAGCUGUAUCCGGUGUUCAGCAACAAGGACGAUCUGCACUCGCUGGCGGAGAUCAUCUCCGUGUUUGGGUACGAGCGGCUAAAUGAAACUGCGCUCGCCCUCGAUCGGAAGCUGCAGGUAAACCCGGAAAAUAUGCUAUGCCGGGCGUACAACUUACGGCGUUUUUGCCAGCAUUUCCGGGGGUUGUAUCACCGCCGCAACCAGGAACCGCCAGCCUCGGGCGAGGCGGAUGCUGGUGGGCUCAGUCCGCCACCCGGCCAGGAUGAGGAUAAUUUCGCGUGCGACAACUGCUGCAAACCGCCGGACGUUUGCCUUUGUCAGGAGCGGGUCGCUGAAGUCAGUACCGAUUGUGACGAGUACGGAAACGAUGCGUACGAUUUGCUGGAACGGCUUCUGGAGAUCAACCCGCAUCAUCGCAUCACCGCCGCCGACGCACUUCGGCAUCCCUAUUUCCAGGUGCAGUAUUGAAUGGUGCGCAGCAGCGACGUGUUCCAACCAUGCAUCAUCGCCAUUCUCUUUUUCUUCCAUCAUGAUCAUGGUGGAAAUGAGUAUAAAGACCGCACGUGUUCAGGGUUCUACCAUAGCCAUUCUACGCUACACCAGCACCACCUGGUACAAAAGAAGAGAGGGGUUAAUGAAACGGGCAAGAGGAGAACGAACAAACGGAAUGCCCGAUGAGAUGGGACAAAAUGUAGAAUAAUGUGGAAUUUGAACCGUGAUCGGUCAAUUAAUGCCAGUAUAGCGAUAAAAUAACUAAAGGUCAGCAAACGAAAGACAGAGAGAGAGAGAGAGAGAAACGGUUAAGAGCGUGAUGGAAGAAAUGCUGCAAGCAUGUGAAUUUUCAGAGAUUAUCUUCGCAUAGUAUACUACUUCUUUAAGUUACCACCGAGUAGAUAACACGCUCUGAUGCAAC
Molecule: messenger RNA, 3421 nt
Organism: Anopheles nili
Lineage: Eukaryota; Metazoa; Arthropoda; Insecta; Diptera; Culicidae
Gene: Cdc7
Product: probable serine/threonine-protein kinase cdc7
Exons: 3
Coding region: 1456-2976 (506 amino acids)
Biological process (GO): mitotic DNA damage checkpoint signaling; protein phosphorylation
Cellular component (GO): nucleus
Molecular function (GO): ATP binding; protein serine/threonine kinase activity
Source: RefSeq, a predicted model, not a curated record